Molecule: messenger RNA, 306 nt
Organism: Nicrophorus vespilloides
Lineage: Eukaryota; Metazoa; Arthropoda; Insecta; Coleoptera; Silphidae
Product: C-type lectin 37Da-like
Exons: 2
Coding region: 1-306 (101 amino acids)
Source: RefSeq, a predicted model, not a curated record
AUGGAAUUGAUUAGUAUUGAUUCUGAUGCUGAUUUUGAUUAUAUACGUGAAUUUAUCAAUAGCCUCACUACAGCUAAAAAGGUACACGUCUGGACUUCUGGCAAUGAUGUGGGAACUGAAGGAGUAUUUAAGUGGAUGAGCAAUGGUCGAAGAGUAUUUUCCAACCGUUGUCACAAAGGGCAACCUGAUAAUGCGAGUUCUAACGAAGAUUGCAUCCAUUUUUGGCAUCUCUCCAAUGUGUAUUUACUGAAUGAUUUGAAUUGCAACAGCAAGAGCAGAGCUACUAAUUGCAACACACAAAUUUAA